AUGGAAAACUCCACCUUCAACAUCUUUACGCUGCAGCUGGAGGGGCUGAUGGUCACCAGGUCCUCCAGGCUCCCUUUGUUCUUCUUCUUCUUCUCCUCCUUCCUGUUUGUUCUGGUCACCAAUGCUGGCAUGAUCCUCUUGAUCUUAGUUGACAGAAACAUCCAUCAGCCCAUGUUUCUGCUGUUCUGCAACCUGGCAUUCAAGGAUAUUUUAGGAAAUUGUCUUGUGUUGCCUCGAGUCAUGUCGGACAUCCUGAUGCCGCCGGCUGAGCGCCUCAUCGGGUACCAUCAGUGUGUGGUUCAGGCUUUCCUGGUCCACACGUUUGGCACCUCAACACAGACGGUGCUGAUGAUCAUGGCCUUCRACAGAUAUGUUGCCAUCUGUAAUCCCCUGCGUUACUCUGUGAUAAUGACCAACAGGAUGGUGGUGAAGCUGACCGUCUCUGCCUGGGGUCGGCCUUGGUUCUGGUUGUGCAAAUCCCUCAACAGUAAAGCCUUACGGACCUGCAGCACACACCUCAUCGUCUACAUCAUCAUGUUCACCAGCGGGAAGGUGAGCAUUGCUCUGCACCGCUUCCCGCAGUACGCAGAGGAGAGGAAGAUGGCCAUCAUCUUGUACCACAUCAUCCCCUGCAGCCUGAACCCCAUCAUCUACGGAGUUCAGUCCAACGAGGUGAAAAAGGUUCUGACCAGCUGGUUUCAGCCCAGAAAGGUCCAAUCAUCAGUCUGA
Molecule: messenger RNA, 729 nt
Organism: Poecilia reticulata (guppy)
Lineage: Eukaryota; Metazoa; Chordata; Actinopteri; Cyprinodontiformes; Poeciliidae
Product: olfactory receptor 4E1-like
Biological process (GO): detection of chemical stimulus involved in sensory perception of smell; G protein-coupled receptor signaling pathway
Cellular component (GO): membrane
Molecular function (GO): odorant binding; G protein-coupled receptor activity; olfactory receptor activity
Source: RefSeq, a predicted model, not a curated record